UGAAGCGAACCUGCUGCAAAAAGGCCCACGAGCGCUGCUGAACACCUGUAGUCCCGAGUCGCUUCGAACGAGUCAUUCUGUCCUGCAGCACGCGCCGCAUUUCAACGGAGCCCACGGGCUGGGGUGACGUCACACGUCGCCUAGCGACUUGCUUUGUAAAGAUGACGCUGGCGGAGAAGCUAGCCGAUGGCUAACGUUUAAACUGGUUUAAGCGGCGCUAGACAGCCGAGAGCUGAACAAGUCCGCUCUGGCUAACCUGGUUUGAUCGGAGCAUAACACGUAUUUCUUUAUUCGCCAUCAUCAGUGGACCUGAGAGGUCUCGCGGGUGAACGCGAUGAUUCCUGCGGCGGUCUGAUGGGGCUUUCAAGGAGCGCGAUGCCGGCCAAGGUGCAGCUUUUGGCUGUUAUGACAUUUGCUCUGGCGAUGCUCUUUAUUGAGAACCAGAUCCAGAGGCUGGAGGAGUCGAGAGCCAAACUCGAACUGACCAUCGCCAGGCACGAGGUGGCAGAGGUGGAGCAGCGUCACAGCGAGGAUGCUGGCCGGGAAUCGGGGCCGCGGGCGGAGAGAGACGACGCGGUCGUCAUCUACAACAGAGUGCCCAAGACGGCCAGCACGUCCUUCACCAACAUCGCCUACGACCUGUGCGGGAAGAAUGGCUUCCACGUUCUGCACAUCAACACGACCAAAAACAAUCCCGUCAUGUCUCUGCAAGACCAGGUGCGCUUUGUCAGGAACGUCACCUCGUGGAGGGAGAUGAAGCCCGCCUUCUACCACGGCCAUGUAGCUUAUCUGGACUUCUCAAAAUACGGGGCCGCGGGGAAGCCCAUGUACAUCAAUGUGGUGCGGGACCCAAUAGAGCGCCUGGUGUCGUACUACUACUUCUUACGCUUUGGAGACGACUACAGACCCGCCCUACGGCGACGGAAACAAGGGGACAAAAAGACCUUCGAUGAGUGCGUGUCAUCGGGCGGGCCCGACUGCGCCCCCGAUAAACUCUGGCUCCAGAUCCCCUUUUUCUGCGGCCACCAUCCAGAGUGCUGGGCCGCCGGCAGCAGAUGGGCCCUGCAGCAGGCCAAGUUCAACCUGGUGAACGAGUACCUGCUCGUCGGCGUCACCGAGGAGCUGGAGGACUUCGUCAUGAUCCUGGAGGCGGCGCUGCCGCGCUUCUUCAGAGGCGCCACGGAGCUCUACAGAACAGGAAAGAAGUCCCAUCUGCGGAAGACCACGGACAAAAAGCCCCCCACCAAAGAGACAAUUACCAAGCUGCAGCAGUCCGACAUCUGGAAAAUAGAGAAUGAGUUUUACGAGUUUGCACUCGAACAGUUUCAGUUUGCGCGCGCCCACGCCGUCAGGGAACGAGACGGAGAGCUUUAUGUCCUGGCCCAGAGCUUCUUCUAUGAGAAGAUCUACCCCAAAGCCAACUAAGACCGGCGAGCCAAGGAAGAAAGACCGUGAGGACGUCCAUCGAGUGGGGCGUGUGAGUGCGUUCUCCAGUUCUCAGGCUGCACAGUGGACUCCAUCGAGACUGUCUCACCUUUUUCUUUUCACUGAGAAGAGAACUUAACAUGCGUAUAAACAGUCGGCCCGAGCGGCGAGAAGGAAUUUCGGACCUGGAUCAGGGUGAAGCGGGGGGGGAGGG
Messenger RNA from Gasterosteus aculeatus aculeatus (three-spined stickleback), 1639 nucleotides. It is a transcript of the gene hs2st1b, whose product is annotated as heparan sulfate 2-O-sulfotransferase 1b. Gene Ontology annotation, cellular component: membrane. NCBI's taxonomy places the organism in Eukaryota, Metazoa, Chordata, Actinopteri, Perciformes, Gasterosteidae. The record is from RefSeq and is a predicted model, not a curated record. Gene Ontology annotation, molecular function: heparan sulfate 2-sulfotransferase activity.